Molecule: messenger RNA, 1328 nt
Organism: Diospyros lotus (date-plum)
Lineage: Eukaryota; Viridiplantae; Streptophyta; Magnoliopsida; Ericales; Ebenaceae
Product: ferritin-like catalase Nec2
Exons: 1
Coding region: 126-1100 (324 amino acids)
Source: RefSeq, a predicted model, not a curated record
AUAUAUAUAGAGAGAGAGAGAGAGAGAGAGAGAGAGAGAGAGAGAAAUACUAAGCGGCAAAGAGAAAAGGAAAACGCACACGUCCACUCAUUACCAACCAAGAUAUAUCCUCAGCCCAGCUGGAGAUGAGAACAUUUAUGGCGUCUACGUUCUCCAUUUCCACCGCAGCUGUUGUAGUGAUCUCCUUCCUCUUCGUCUUCCUCCUCCUUCCUACGUCGACCUUGUCGUCGUCUUCUUCUUCUUCUACUAAUCAUUCUCGCCGCUUCUCAGCACUCCCGGGCAGCGAUGUGGAUCUCUUGGAGUUCCCUUUGAAUUUGGAGUUCCUGGAAGCCGAGUUCUUCCUAUGGGGAGCUCUGGGCGUGGGCCUCGACAGGGUCGCUCCGUCGCUGGCCAAGGGCGGCCCGCCGCCCCAUGGGGCCAGAAAGGCCAGGCUCGACCCCUUCACCCGCGACGUCAUCCUCCAGUUCGGCUACCAGGAAGUCGGCCACUUGAGGGCCAUCCAGCGGACCGUGCCGGGAUUCCCAAGGCCGCUGCUCAAUCUCAGCGCCGAGGCAUUUGCAGAGGUGAUGAACAGCGCCAUGGGACGGACACUGCAUCCGCCAUUCAAUCCUUACGCCAACGGAGUUAACUUCCUGCUGGCCUCCUACGUGAUUCCUUACGUUGGGCUCACAGGCUAUGUCGGAGCAAAUCCGAACCUCCAAAGCCCGGCCGCCAAGAGGCUCGUGGCGGGGCUGCUGGGAGUGGAGUCCGGGCAGGACGCCGUCAUCCGAGCUCUGCUAUACAGCCGGGCGGCGAAGGUGGUGAGGCCGUACGGAUUCACGGUGGCGGAGUUCACCAACAGGAUAUCGGAGCUGAGGAACAAGUUGGGGAUGAUGGGAGUGAAGGACGAAGGGCUCGUGGUGGCGGCUUUUCAGGGGGCGGAGGGGAAGAUCAGGGGCAAUGUUCUCGCCGGCGACAGGGAGUCUCUGUCGUAUGCCAGAAGCCCCGAGGAAAUACUCAGAAUAGUAUACGGCGAUGGAGACGAGCAUGUCGCCGGCGGGUUUUACCCCAAUGGAGCUGAUGGCAGAAUUGCCAGAUCUUUUCUACAGAGCGGGGCAUGAUGACGUAAGAUCGUGACAAAAUUAAAAUUAAGCUUUACUAAUAAUUAAUUUAAAACUAUUUGUAGCAAAGUAUCUCUAUGUGUGUGUGUGUGUGUCAAAAUGUUAUAUAUAUAUAUAUAUAUAUAUGUGUGUGUGUGUGUCUCAUCGAUCAAUAAGUUUGAAGCCAUUCCUGUAAUAAUUAAUAAUAUGGAAUAAUAAUUAUAUAAGUAAGUGUACUUUUUUCUUCUU